AUGUUUCAAAAUCAGCGACUACUUUUAUUAUUAGUUCUAAUUGCAAUUAGUUUUCUAAUUAUUUCACGGGAAACCAAGAAAACUUCAUCACAAAUAGUCUUAGAAUCGACAACAGAAAAACCAAAUCCAAAUGAAAGAAUUUCAUUUUUGGGAAAUGUUAUUGAAAAUCAUGGCGAGGAAAAUUCGGAGGAUUAUUUUUUGGCUGUUCAACCACAUAAAAAUAUUAAUAAUGGCACACCUGAUCAAAGUUAUGAAGAAGACCAUUUUGAUUCGUGAGUUAGAUAGAAAAUUGAUUUGAGACUUGAGAAAUCAGGUUUUUUUUUAAUUAAAAUUUCUCGAAAAAUAAGAAAUAUGAAAUGAAAAUGUUGAAACAGUGAAAUUUUUAGGAAUUUUUUUUAGAAAAUUACAAAAUUUUUUUCAAGCCAUGUUUUUUAAGUUUUGUGAAAAUUUGAUUCUAGAAAAAAGUAAACGUUUUGUGAAUCGAAAAUUCUUUUGGUCCUAAAUAUUGAACACUAUUAUCGAAAAAAUAUAAAUAGGAAAAUUGAAACAAAAAUCUUGAAACAGUGAACUUUUUUGAAAAAACAUAAUGUAGAAUAUUAGAAACAGUGAAAUUUUUGAAUUGUUUUUUAAAAAGAAAUAGUUUCAUUUGAAAUUUUGAGAAAUUUUUAAAUAAACUUCUAUAAUUUUUUAAAAAUUUCCAGGACAAAAUGCAACCUCCAAGAAUGGAAUCAAAUUGAAACAAAUACAAUUCCAAAUCAAAAGUAUCACAAUUUAUUAAUGAAAUCAAAAACAGAAAAGCACAACACACUGUUAAACAAAUCUCCAAGUCCAUUUUCAGCCUAUGUUUAUUCAGAUCAUAUUGUUGUAACUCUAACAUCUGAGCAGAAUUAUUCGUGAGUUUUCUAACCUGACAAAUUUGAAAAUUAGUUACAGUAAUUUGAAAAAAUGUUCAGUGAUGUUGUUUUUUGUCGAUAUUAUGAUUGUAAAAUGCGAGAAUUAUUUGGACAACAUUUCGAAUCUCGUUAUUUUCCACAAUCUACAGUUUUUUGUGGUCGAAGAAAAGGAGCGGAAUAUAUUUCGAUAACUGAAACAUUAGAAGAUGAAUCUGAAUUUCCGAUUAGAAUUAUUAGAAGAGAUUUGGGAAGUUAGUUUGGGUUUUGGUUUGAAAUUUUGAAAAUUUUUGAAUUUCUCAAAUCAUUUUUUGAGCUCCAUUGUUAAAUCAGAAAUCGAAUUAUUUGUGUUUUCAUUUAUCUACAGAAAAUCUAAUCCUGAUAUUGAUCAAACAGAGAAAUGAAACAAUAAUCAGAUUGUCCUUUAGUUUAAAAAUAAUAAUUGGGAAAUUGAAAUUAUGAUUCUACAGGGUGGCCCAUAAGUAUACGACGCCGUGUUUUGAGAUGUUACUGACUAUUGGGUGUAAUAUUUCCGUCAAGAUGUUUUUUCUUUAAUUAUUAGACACCUAAUAAGCAUGUUUUAAUAUAAAUUCAAUUGAUGUUUCACUUGGUUCCAGAAUUCCACGUGGUUCCGAUUUGAGAAACAAAAAUUGAGGCGCCGCGCCGCACGAGUCAGAUAGGUUCUGUGUAUUAUAAAAGGGCUCAAAAUGUGCCAAUCACUAUCAAUAUUUUUGUUUAGAAAUGCCAAAUAGUCCAUUUCAAUAUUCUACAGCACAAUUUAUAAAAAUUUAUCAUUUUGAAUUUUCGGCAAGCCUUUGAAUUCAAAAGUGAAAAAAUCACUUUUUCACCAAUUUUUUGAAAAAAUUAAUUUUUUUCAAAUUUCUUGAUGUUUUCUGGAUUUUUUAAAUUUUUUCUUGAUAAAUAGACCAAAAGUGGACCGUUGAGAAAAAUUAACUGAAUAUUUCAGAUGCUAAGUCAAAAUUUUCGAAAAAAAGUUGAUUUUUCCAAAAAACACAGACAUCCAGCCAAAAUCGGUUUUCGUAUGGGCUAUAAAUUCUGAAAUGCAAAGAUAUAGCUGGAAUUGGUUUAGAACUUCAUAUUGAAUCAAAGUUAAAAGUUUGUGACCCCAUUUCAAUCCCUAGCUCAUAUCCUAACACGCCAAAGUGUCAACCUAUAAAAACAACAGUUUCGCGGCGCGCCCACUUUUUGAUUUUUUGAACAUGUACUUUGGUACUAAAUCAACUUUUAAUGAGGCUUAUUUUCGUUCAAAAUAAGAAAAGAGGAUGUAUAGUAAGCAUGUAUGAUCUCACACAGAACAUUUUUCUAAAAUUACACCAAGCUACAAUGGCGUAAAGUUGACCUAAAUCAAUGAAAAAUUGAUUUUUUGAGUUACAAUUUUCCUAAAGUCCCUAGAAAAAUGACCAGAACGCAACUUUUCAAAAAAUGAUCUUGCAUUGGCUUUCUAGACUAUUUGAACUAUCAAAUGAACGCUUGACACAAUAAAAAAUACUCUCGGGGACUUUCUGGGUAGUCGUGGAAAAACCGUCGUAUACUUAUGGGCUACCCUGUAUAAAAAAUGUCGGAAAACUGAAGAUUAGGAUUUUUUACGGUAAUCAAUAAUGAUAAGAUUCACUGUAGAGAAAAUUAAGCUCUUCAACUUGAUUUGAAAUUUGUAACGUUAAAAAUCUGAUUUUCGGAAUACAAAUCCCCCAUUUUCUCAAUUCAAAAGUCAAUUUUCCAGAACCUUCUCAUUUCUUCACAGUUUGUUUAUCUCCACUUUACGGAGAAGAACCGAAAUUCUUGCAAAUCGUAGAUUUCAUCGAAUAUUAUAAACUUCAAGGCGCCACAUUUUUCCACAUUUAUGUCAAAAAUGUUUCGAAUUAUGAUCGAAUUCUUCUUGAUGAUUAUGUUCGAACUGGUGAAGUUGAAAUUAUUCAAAUUCAUGAUCAUUUUUGGAGAGCUGAUUUUAUGUGGCAUCGAGUUCAGAUUAAUGUGAGUUAGGCGAACUUCGGUUAUUUCCUGUAUGAAAAAAAUAAUUUCAGGACUGUCAUUUCCGAAGUAAAUAUUUUUCAAAAUGGACAGCAUUUUUGGACAUUGAUGAGAGAAUUGAGAUGAAAAAAUAUCCCGAACUUCGAAUUGUUGAUCUUCUUGAGUUAGUUUGAAUUUUAUAUGGUGGGAACUUUAUUGGAGUGAACGAACCAUAGUGCUAAUGAAAACUUUAAAGUGAAAAAAUUGUUAUGAAAAUGUUGAAACAGUGAAAUUUUUAGUGAUUUUUUCAAUGAAAAAUUAUUCAAAUGUUUACCCCAAAAAAUUAAACAAGGCAAAUUUUCGCCUUCUAGCCUAACUUCGAAUUCUUGCAGCGAAACUUCUCCAAAUGUUUCAACUCUUCAUUUUUCUAUCGAUUGGAUUGUAAAAGAUCAACUUUCACCCGCAAAAUAUCUAAGCGAUGAGGAAUUAAAAGAAAAUAUGAUAUUUCGAAAAUUCACAAAUUCCUCCACAAAAACCGACACUUAUAAACAACCAAAAUGUAUAAUUCGAGCAGAAAGAAUUGCAAUUAUGUCAAUUCAUCAUCCUCCCGCAAUUUAUGAUAACUCCAAAAUAUCAGUUGUGAAUUAUCGAAUUGCUGCUGUUCGACAUUAUCGAAAUUCAUUUCAUAAACUGUUUCCGGAACAAAUUAAGCGAAUGAUGGAAUAUGGACCAUGGAAAAAUACUACUGUAGCACCGUGGAUUUCGGAGAAUUUGACAAAGAAUAUUUUGAAACGGGUCAAGUAUUUGUAUGAUAUUAAAAUACCUUCGGAUAUUAUCAAACAGAAAUAUUAUGCAAAAGAAGGAAGUCAGAUGGAUUUGGAAAGAAUUAACGUGUAA
Messenger RNA from Caenorhabditis angaria, 3755 nucleotides. Lineage: Eukaryota; Metazoa; Nematoda; Chromadorea; Rhabditida; Rhabditidae. The record is from the annotation of a GenBank genome assembly.